Messenger RNA from Daucus carota subsp. sativus, 1226 nucleotides. RefSeq lists its product as uncharacterized. The record is from RefSeq and is a predicted model, not a curated record. Lineage: Eukaryota; Viridiplantae; Streptophyta; Magnoliopsida; Apiales; Apiaceae. The transcript is spliced from 5 exons. Bases 479 to 889 code for a protein of 136 amino acids.
AAAAUCGUUGCACAUUAACAAAUAUAUUAUAUGAAUACGAUACCAAAAUUAAUAAAAUCAAAAAUAUUAAAAUCAUAACAAAAUUGAAUAUCCAUUGGUGCAAGUAUCUAAAAAAACAUUUUAACAACUAACAUUUUCAAUUCAAAAGAUUAAAACAACAUUUCACACACUUACACAUUCGAAAGAUACCAAAAAUAAGAAAAAUAAAAUAAAAAAUCAUUAGCACGUGUCCACCACACUCACCGAGACAAACCCUAAAUAUAUAUAUCAAAAAGUCCCCUUCGAACAAUCGACAACCAGGCAACCAGCAUUCCUGUUUGAGACCGGAAGUCAUUACGACAACAUAUGAUAGAAAUAGACUGCACGACAAAUAUUUGACACUCUUGUUUGCAUGCUUAGUAGUAGCUCAGAACUAUCAGAUAACUAGAUACCUAAAUAUUGGGACUGUUACUAUAGUUAAGCUGACAAAUCACAGCAGAUGGAUAAAAAGGAUAUGUUAGGGCGCAAUAGAGUCGAAGAUGUUAAUUGGCUCUGCUGCCUGAGUGAACCUGAGCUUGAUCUCCUGAUUGAUUUAAAGAUGAUGGUCCUUCAACGUGCCAAAACAAUUGAUUGUAAAUCUUUGGUGGCGAAGUUUGACUUGAAGAUCCUCCGAGCGCUGGGAUUCAUUUUGAUGGAGCACUUUAAAGAGAACAUCAAAAAUAUUACAGACAUCCCCGACUUGGCAGACAUAUGUGCUUCUUUAGACAGAUGUAAUUUACUGAAACUGGACGACAAGGAUGGUUCUGGUUCGGCAAGUACAGAAGAACUAAAAAAAUUAACUGCGAAUAGAAAAAGGAGAGCUGUGGAAUUAUAUAACGAGGAGGUGCUUGAAGAUCCCAGAGGAUGCUAAUGGACUGUGAUUAGCAUAUGCUAUUUGCACAUGUGACUCUUUGUUCUAAGUGACAUCGUUUUAGUUAUGUUCCUUGCUUCUAGUUUUGGGUACCAUCUGUCUAUGACCUAUAUAGAUUUUCAUAUCCAAAUUUCAAGUUGAUAGAGUAAAAUGGACAUUCCUAGUUCUUCAAGAUGAUUUACUUGUAUUAUCAGCCCGAAAUGACCGGCAUUUAUAUGAAGUUAUGAACAAUCAACCAAUGAUCUAAGUGAUUUCGGUUUAGUACUAUGCAUUCUCCCCAGCCACUGAUAGAUUUGCAUCACACUGUAUAUAUGUACAUACCCCACCUUGCUAUACU